GGAAGUGACGUCACGCGUGACGCUCCCCGGCCCCUCAGUUCAGCAUGGCGCCGCUCUUGGUCCCGCUGAAAUGCGGAUUUCACGUCCAAAGGCGUAAACUGUGGCUGUUGUUCCAGCAGAGCAGCGCCGUUCACGCGUGGAGCUAUCACGACCACAGGGCGGGGAGUACACGGAGAGAGAGGAGCACGCAUCAGCUGCUGAGUCAGAGCCGAUCCUCCUCCUCCUCCUCAUCUUCAUCAUGUGUCUCCAGCCGAGCUCAGAGCAGCCGACAGAUCUUAGAAGCAGUAAAACAUGUACACGUCCCAGAGAGACAGUGCUGGCACGGACACGCAGGGGGAGGACUCAGUGCCGACCCCAAAAAUGUGCUGAAGGAAGUGAACUCCUCGAAGAUUCUGGCGGCCAUGUUGACGUAUGUUUGGCCCAAAGACAGACCGGACCUGCGGGCUCGAGUGGCCAUCUCACUGGCUCUCGCUGGAGCCAAGAUAACCAACGUGAUGGUGCCCUUCAUGUUUAAAUAUGCGGUGGACGGCCUGAACCAGAUGUCGGGACACAUGUUGAACCUGAGCGAGGCGCCGAACACGGUGGCAACCAUGGCAACGGCGGUUCUGAUUGGCUACGGUGUUUCCCGCGCCGGCUCCGCUCUCUUCAAUGAGCUGAGGAACGCAGUGUUUGGGAAAGUGGCUCAGAGCUCCAUCAGGAGGAUAGCCAAGAAUGUCUUCCUCCAUCUUCACAACCUGGACCUGGGCUUCCACCUGAGCCGGCAGACAGGAGCGCUGUCCAAAGCCAUCGACCGCGGCACUCGAGGAAUCAGCUUCGUGCUCAGUGCUCUGGUCUUUAACCUGGGGCCCACGCUCUUUGAAAUGAUUCUGGUCAGCAGCAUUUUGUAUUAUAAGUGUGGCGGUCAGUUUGCUCUGGUCACCGUGGGGACGCUCUCGGCCUACACCGCCUUCACCGUCGCCGUCACGCAGUGGAGGACGCGCUUCAGGAUUGAGAUGAAUAAGGCUGAUAAUGAGGCUGGAAACGCCGCUAUCGAUUCUCUCCUCAAUUAUGAAACUGUUAAGUACUUCAACAAUGAGAAGUACGAGGCGGAUCGUUAUGAUAGUUUUCUGAAGGUGUACGAGUCGUCGUCCCUGAAGACCACCUCUACUCUGGCGAUGCUCAACUUCGGUCAGAGCGCCAUCUUCAGCGUCGGCCUCACUGCUAUCAUGGUGCUGGCAAGCAAAGGCAUAAUGGCAGGCAGCAUGACUGUGGGGGAUCUGGUGAUGGUGAACGGCCUGCUCUUCCAGCUCUCUAUGCCGCUCAACUUCUUGGGCACGGUGUACCGAGAGACCCGGCAGGCCCUCAUAGACAUGAACACGCUCUUCACUCUGCUCAGCGUCGACACCAAGAUAAAGGAGAAAGAAAUGGCCCCGGCGCUGCUCGUUACACCCCAGGAAGCCACCAUCAGGUUCGAGGAUGUGUAUUUUGAGUACUUGGAGGGACAAAAGGUGCUUAACGGGGUUUCUUUUGAAGUACCUGCGGGGAAAAAGGUGGCCAUUGUCGGUGGCAGUGGAUCUGGAAAGAGCACGAUUGUCCGCUUGCUCUUUCGUUUCUACGAGCCGCAGCAGGGCAGCAUCUUCAUCGCAGGCCAGAACAUUCGUGACGUCAGUCUGGAGAGCUUGAGGAAGGCCGUGGGCGUCGUGCCGCAGGACGCCGUGCUUUUCCACAAUACGAUAUUUUACAAUCUGCUGUACGGUAACAUCAGUGCGACCGCCGAGGACGUCUACCGUGUGGCCAGACUCGCUGGAAUCCAUGACGCCGUUCUCCGAAUGCCUCACGGAUACGAGACGCAGGUCGGAGAGCGAGGCCUGAAGCUGUCAGGUGGAGAGAAGCAGCGUGUGGCCAUCGCACGGGCCAUCCUCAAGAACCCUCCCAUCUUGCUGUACGAUGAAGCCACUUCUUCACUAGACUCCAUCACCGAAGAGAAUAUUCUGACUUCCAUGAAGGAGAUGGUGAGGGACAGAACAUCUGUCUUUAUUGCACACCGGCUGUCCACCAUCGUGGAUGCAGAUGAGAUUAUUGUACUAAAUCAGGGGAAGGUGGCGGAGCGCGGCAGUCACCAGGCUCUGCUGAGCACGCCGGGCAGUCUGUACGCUGACCUCUGGAACACACAGAACAGCAGGAACACGAGCGGCGCGGGCCGGAGCGAGCCCGCAGACGAGCGGCUGACGCAGAGAGACGAGGAGCGCAAGAAGCUGCAGGAGGAGAUCCUCAACAGCGUGAAGGGCUGCGGGAACUGCUCCUGCUGAGGACGGCUUGUGAUUCUCUCUGACCUCAAGGGCCAAUGCCACGCCUUCAUUUUCACACCGAGGUGAUUGGAUCCUGUUUUAAUAGAUUUGUCUGAGUCACCUGGAACUCUCGUAAGCUGUUUUUAUUAUGCAUAUGUACAUAUUACUAAUGCAAUAUUUUUGAGAAGCGCGUUGUAUAGAGUGCACAUAUCAUGUUGUCUGUUGAAUUAUGUUAGAUAUGCCUGGACCAUUUUGGAGAUUUCUCUGUGAGCGCCGGCACAUUUGAUGCCUCAUCAACAUUAAUUUAUACCAAAUCUGAGUGAGAUGUCAUCGAUAGCACAUUUAACAACUUAUUAAAUAAAACUUCCUUCGUUGAGUGUUUGAGAGCACGUGUUUCUUUCAUCUCAUUGUAUUUGGAUUCAAAUCAGUAAGGGAUGACGCUUUCGUCUUCAGGCCCAAAGCGUGCCGUCAGUCAUCGUUUAAGGAGAUAUUAUUUCAGAUGUGUCGCUCCGUCACGUUCGGUCAUCAGUGGGAGUAGGAGAUGAAUGAGGGCUGAAGAGAUCGGUCAAUGACGUGACUUGGUAGAUUUUGUAAAAGAAGUGUCGAAAUGAUGUUGAUUGUAACAAAGAAAAAUUACUCUGUUCUGUUUUAAAGAAUAAACGCUGGUGAAAUGGGA
Messenger RNA from Puntigrus tetrazona (Sumatra barb), 2943 nucleotides. RefSeq names its product ATP-binding cassette, sub-family B (MDR/TAP), member 7 (gene abcb7). NCBI's taxonomy places the organism in Eukaryota, Metazoa, Chordata, Actinopteri, Cypriniformes, Cyprinidae. Gene Ontology annotation, biological process: transmembrane transport; intracellular iron ion homeostasis. The record is from RefSeq and is a predicted model, not a curated record. Gene Ontology annotation, molecular function: ABC-type transporter activity; ATP hydrolysis activity; ATP binding. Gene Ontology annotation, cellular component: mitochondrial inner membrane.